Molecule: messenger RNA, 1655 nt
Organism: Daphnia pulicaria
Lineage: Eukaryota; Metazoa; Arthropoda; Branchiopoda; Diplostraca; Daphniidae
Product: thyroid peroxidase-like
Exons: 4
Coding region: 355-1176 (273 amino acids)
Biological process (GO): response to oxidative stress
Molecular function (GO): heme binding; peroxidase activity
Source: RefSeq, a predicted model, not a curated record
CCCCAUAACUUAACUACAUUUUUUCCUCAUCCAAGUUUACACUUGUCACUGCGUCAUGAGCACGUAAGAUUAAGUGAUAAAAGUUGUUUGCUGAAUAACAUUAUCCUGGCGUUUCAUUUUCUUUUUUUUUUUUGCUCGAAUAAAUGGAAGAGUGAUUGUGUCAACAACUCAACCGAACCUUUGAUCUGAUCUUGACGUUUAGAGCUAUAUGACGCCAGCCAGCUACAUAUAGAAUUUUUACAAUCACGAUUAGGAUGCGCUGUUGAGGAUAGGACUUUGUUUUACUAUAAAUGGAGAGUUUGGUCGAUAAAAGAAUUCAAAUCGUACUGCCAAACCAACAAUUCAAUUUGUGCCAUGGCGAAACUAAUAACUUCUUGGUUGCUAUUGGCAAUCUCUUCAUCCUUAUUAUUUACAAUGGCGUUUUCGAAUGACGUUUCAAAAACGACCAACUUGCAAGAAAUCGCUGCAGAGGCUCUGGCCAAAGUGGAAUCCAUGUUGGAACUCGAACGUCGUUUAUUGGCUAAGGGGUUGACGGUCAACCGUGGCACAUCAGCGCAUUUCCACUCGCUUAUGGUAUCUGCCGACGCCGGAUCGAAACAAAGGGACUCCACCCUGAACGCCAGUCGAAUCCUGGCUGCAUCAUCUCUAGUGAAAGCUAAAUUUAAUUGGAGCGCAGACGAGGCCAGAAGAGAACUCCCACUUUUUUCGUUGGCAAACACGGACCUGAAGGCUUCCUGCCCAGAUUCUACCACCUGCUCAGCGACCAGCAAGUACCAACCGAUUGACGGCUCGUGCCAUAACCAAGUCCAUCCGCAAUGGGGGAAAGCGAACACACCUUUUCAGCGCAUAUUGCCCAACGCAUACGCCGACGGUGUUUAUGAGCCACGGAAAGCGGUUAACGGUACCGAACUGACAAGUCCCCGUGUCAUUAGCACAACAGUCAUCCAACCGGCCACUAGAACUUCAGACGAUUACACUUUGGUUCUGAUGACGUGGGGGCAGUUCAUUACCCACGAUAUGACCAAGUCUUCUUCUUUUACUUCAGGUAAGAGAGAAAAAAUAAAUAAAACUUGUUGGCCGCUAAAGAUGAACUCUAUCGCUAAUAAAAUUACAAACUGUAAACAGCGGAUGGAAAAACCCCUCAGUGCUGCAACGCAACCAGCGGGGGGCCCUUAGACGCCGAACUCCUUCAUCCAUUUUGUCUGCCGAUUCACAUCCCAGAAGACGAUAGAUUUUACAGUCAGUAUAACCAGACUUGCAUGACAUUCGUUCGUACACACAUCGGAGGUGAUUACAGCUGCACUCUGGGACACGCUGAACAGGUAAGCUCACAAAAUUAGUUUGUUACUCUAUGGGCAAUCGAUGAGCUACAUCUUUGGGUUGUCUUUCGGUAAUAGUUGAACAGCAUAACUCACUGGCUGGAUGGAUCAAUGGUUUAUGGAAGCUCUUUAUCCGAGUUAAAUAAUUUGAGAGUUGGAGAGGAGGGUCUGCUAAAAUACUCGACCACUGAUGGCAAGGAAUUGUUACCUCUCAGGCCCGGCUGCUCUACUUGCUAUUUCGCCGGUAUUUUAUUUCUAACAUUCUCGUUUAUACCGACAGUAUAAAUUCGGUUAUUUUCAGGUGACGCCAGAGCCCUUGAGAAUCCGCAGUUGACC